CGUUGGCAGCGUGGGAUGAGGGGGACGAGUAUAAACGUACGCGCGCGCGAACGGGCCGGUUACCCGGGACAACCAGAGGUGGUCGGAGCGUGCACGAGCCGGUUGUCCCGGACAACUCGAGGUGGAGGAAGGGGUGGAGUCGGAACGCGCGCGCGCGAGCCGGUUGCCCGGGACAACCAAGGAGAGGAGGCGAGGGGUCAGCCAGGGCCAGGGCCAGGGCCGGGCGGUGGUUGUUUGCAGGUUGAUCCAGGAGCAGCUCCAUCCGAGAGCAAAGGCAACGGACAGCAGGGACUCCACUCGCCCCCCCACCCCAUCAGACCAUCUCCGCCUGCUCGGAACUUUCAGCCGCGGCCCCGGUCCACCUGGGGGUUGGCGGCGGCCAGGGACGGAGAAUCAAGGCAAAAACUGUCUCGGACUAGCAUGGAUUCCCAAAAUGGAUACUGUGAUGAAGGCAAUGCAGUAGAUUCAGAAGCUGAAAGAAGUCUACGCUCUGGAGCAAGCACACAAAGAAAUGGCAAUAAAGAAAACAAAAGCAAACAAGCUCAGCGUAGUGGCCGUGCUAUGGGAGAUCAAGAGAAGACUAAUAAAAACAUAGACUAUGACAAGAAUAGUGACUCCUAUUAUUCCGAUGACUAUGAUAAUUUGUCAUACAUAUCUGAUCCUCAUUGCUCGGAAAACUCCAGAUCUAGAACACCCAGUCCAAGAGGAAAGGGUCAAGUAAAACAAAAGGUUUGCAGUUCUAUAUAUGAUCGAGCUAUUGGGAAACCUGGUGCCAGGCAACCAGUAAACCAUGGGAGUCGUCAAUCCCGGACUCGGAAAUUAAACAAAGAGCCUGUUUAUAAAGACAUAGACUUGGUGACUAAACGCAUGUUAUCUGCCAGGCUGCUGAAAAUUAAUGAGCUCCGAAAUGAGGUUACAGAAUUACAGGUUAAACUGGAGGAUUUGCAGAAGGAAAAUAAAAUACUAAAGUGUCUUCAGUACAGGCAAGAGAAAGCUCUUAGUAAGUUUGAUGAUACAGAGAAUGAGAUCUCAUUGCUCUUAUCUCGACACAAUAAUGAAAUUCGUCUACUUCGAGAAAGACUUCGAAAAUCGCAGGAGAAAGAGAGAACAAUGGAGAAACAAUUGAAAGACACUGAGGAUGAACUUCAUCGAACAAAAAGCUCUCUGCUGAAAUUAAAGAAACUUUCAGAGGACAAACAUUUGAUAGAGCGAGAUGAACUGGCUCAGAAACUUGCUAAAGCUGAAAUCAAAAUGGAAGGCAGUGAAAAAAGAAUUAAGGAUCUGGAGAGAAAUUUGGAGCUGACCAACAACAGCUUCCUGAGACAAGUUACUUCUGAGCGCAAAAAGACACAAGAGGCACAGGAAGAUGUUCGCAAUCUCCAGGAGGAAAUUCAACGCCUUGGUCAAAAAUUAAAAGAGAAGGAAAAAGAGCUUGACGUGAGGAAUAUUUAUGCCAAUCGCAUACUGAAAUCAUCACCAAAGAAAGAAAUUGAAAACACACCUAAGAGAAAAGCAAGAUCAGCCAGUAAAGUAAAAGGAGUACAGACCGAAGAGUAUUUCUCAGCGUUAGAACUCCCAACUCCAUCCCUAAUAAUUGGUGGUGAGGAAGAAAUGAUGGUGAAAGGCGACUAUUCCCAAGUGAUACAAGAACGCCAUGAGAGGGAGACACUGGAACGGGCAGAAUACCUAAGACGAGAGAAGGAACUACAUGAACGUGACCAAGAAAAUGAAGAAAAGCUUAAAAGAGAACAUGAACAACGCAGGUUGGAGUUAAAAGCGGAGAAGCUGAGGGAAAAAUGGGAGCAGGAAGAACAGGAAAGAAAAAGUGAAGAGGAAGAGAUAGAAAGGAGAGAGAAAGGAACCAAAUUAAGGGAAGAUGAACAUGAAAAUUCAGAAAACAUAGAUGAGAGGCGUAAGAAAGAAAUUCUGUUAGCAAAGAUGCGAGAGAUUGAUGAAGAGGCCAAUGGAAGUUCCUUGUUUUCUCCACGAGAAAACACUUUAUACUCAUUUCCCAUUGGCAAUGAGUCUCCGGAAAAAUCACAACAAAACAAGAACAUUCCAGAAUCGGGAAAAACAGCAACAGAGACUUAUGGUCGCAGGAGCAAUAAGACCACAGUUAUGGGUGAUGAGCUGAGCUUUGGUACGUAUGCACCCUCCUUUGGGAAAGGAAGUGGGAGAUCUGGACUAGUUACGCAGAAGGGCGGCAACAAAGAGGAACAAACUGAUUACUAUUUUGACAUUCCUGUUAAAGACAAAAAGUCUAAUUUAAUGGAUCAAUUGUUUGGUUCUGGAAGUGGUUUAAUCUCGAACGAAGAUGAUUUACUCAUAAAUCCUAUGCAAAAACCUAAUUGGAAUAGCAGCUCUUUCCCCUGGGAAAAAACAAACUUGCACACAAUUAAAAACGAGAUGGCCGAUCUAUUCAUCAGUCCCAAUCGUCACCGCUCCAAGUAUACCUCAGUCAAGCCAGCCAUUACAGCAAUUGCUUCUCAUGAGGAUGAAAUAGAAGAGUUAGUAUUGUGAUUUACAAUAUGGAGCCUUCCCAAGAAGAUUUUUAACAUAUUCCACUUUGCAAUAUUUCAUUUACAAAUUUCCCCAAAUAGGUACUAACUUAGUAGUUUAUUUAGCUUUGCUUGUUAAAAGUAUGAAAGUGAUGCAUUUAUAUAAAAUGUUUAUCUUUUGUUAUUUCCAAAGCCCCCAAAUUAAUUAUUUAUACACGUCUUCUAUUUGAAGGCAUAUUUAUCAAUUUUGAGUGAUUGCACUAUUUUUUCUAAAUUGUCCUGCAAAGACUCCACACUUUUGUGGCUCGGCAUCUACUCAUGUUUUCCAACAUUUCUAAAUGUCUCUGAUGAUCAAUGACGUACUUAAAUGUUUGUCAACUGUUCAUGAGAAAACAAACUACUGAGGACCAACAAUCAUAUUGAAAUGAAUAGAGCCACAACUUACAACAACAAAGGCAAUUGCAGAGCUGAGGAGCUAGAUAUGAAAUGAACCAGGCCUCUCAGCCCAGGAUUUUAUGGAAUGCCCUUGGACUCAGUAGUGAAUCCAAGGACAGUGAGAGUUAGAAAGCUGGCACAGAAGUUAAUAUGUAGAUCACAACAAGCCAGUAGUUAUCUGAAAUCACUGACUAAUCAUCAGUAUUACGAUCUGGCCUAAUGCUCUUGUUUUCCAUCCUUUGGAAAAUAUAUUAACUCGCUAUUUUCCCCCCUGUUUUUAUGUUUGUGAGAUAUUAGGUUCUAAACGUUUUUUAGCAUCUGUUAGACAAUUAUUAAUUUUUAUUCCCUAUUUUAACUACAUCUGACUGCAUAUUGUAAGGUUCACGUCACCCUCUUAGAGUUUCACCUGCGCUCCUUUUCUGAAAGUUAGAGGCUCAAAGAUAUCUGAAGCAAUGUUGUGAUUAUAUUCACCAUGAUGUGUUUUUCAUUAAGUUCAGGGAGUCCCUUACAAAUCUCUGAAGAAAGGUUCCAUCACAUACACUAACAGUUGACAAAUUUGAGAGCAACAGUAAGAUUAAAUAGGUAAAUCCUCCUCUUACUUUUACUAUUCAUGCCUGCUCUUUGUGCAAGUUCAGUUGUAUAACCGUGGAAAUCAACAAUGUCCAAACCAACAUUGUGCAGGUAGAAAAAGGAUGGAAUAGGACGAUACCUGAAACUGAAUUCAACAAUACAAAGGGAAAGAAUUUGUUGUCCAAAAAGGUCAGUUAAUGUAGAACAGAUCAAAUGUGAAGCACCACUAAAUGGUUGUGAUGUGAAUCAGAGGGUGUCAUUGGAAUCUUAGAUUUUUUUUAAAUCUCUGUGGUCAGUAUCAUAGGUUCAUGUCUGAUCACCUUGGCAACGUGUAAUUGAAGGUUAUGUAGAGAAGCUCCAUAAAUAGUGUCGAGUGAUUGAAUUAUUGAAGACACUUUAGCUCUUCAUGUCUAGAAGAUAUAACUCUGAAAACCUUUAAGAGAGGUUUAUACAAUAAGAAGUGAUAGAAAUGACAAAUCUGGAGCAAUAAUUUGAUAGACCAAAAAGAUUGCUCAUUUGCCAUAAUAUUCUCACUCAAUAUCGAGCACCAUUUCAGUAGGAAGAGGGUUGCCAUAUUAAAUAUUGGUAAUCACCUUGUCAAUAAAUUCAAGUAAACACUGGUUAGCUGUGAAUUGAUCGAUUAUAACACAGUAGCAGGAAAAUCCAGGCGUCAUGUAAGGAGUGGGUGGAUAUUGUAAUUAUAAGUUUUCAUCUAAAUGAAUGAUUGAAGAUAAUUUGAUCAUCUGUUUCUCAUUUCUUUUCUAACGAUCUGUGUAUCAGUUGUUGCACCCAGAAAAAAAUGGCAAUGUGUUCUCAAGGUGGAAUUAACUUGUUUUUGUUAUUUUGUUCCUAAUAUAACAUAUUGAUGUUCACUGAUAAUUAUACCAUGUGAUUUAGAGUAAUAUAAAAAGGGAAAGUUUUCUGGGUCUAUAA
Molecule: messenger RNA, 4436 nt
Organism: Leucoraja erinaceus (little skate)
Lineage: Eukaryota; Metazoa; Chordata; Chondrichthyes; Rajiformes; Rajidae
Gene: lca5
Product: lebercilin LCA5
Exons: 8
Coding region: 16-2520 (834 amino acids)
Biological process (GO): intraciliary transport
Cellular component (GO): axoneme
Source: RefSeq, a predicted model, not a curated record